Episyrphus balteatus (marmalade hoverfly) is the source of this 6518-nucleotide messenger RNA. RefSeq names its product gamma-aminobutyric acid receptor subunit beta (gene Rdl). Lineage: Eukaryota; Metazoa; Arthropoda; Insecta; Diptera; Syrphidae. Gene Ontology annotation, cellular component: membrane; synapse; neuron projection. Gene Ontology annotation, biological process: nervous system process; chloride transmembrane transport; chemical synaptic transmission. The transcript has 10 exons. The record is from RefSeq and is a predicted model, not a curated record. Gene Ontology annotation, molecular function: chloride channel activity; extracellular ligand-gated monoatomic ion channel activity; GABA-A receptor activity. The coding region runs from base 1369 to 3048 and encodes 559 amino acids.
AGAAUCACGUACUAUUUGAAAGGCUAAAACGUCUUCUAUCGGAAGUGUGUCAUCUUUGUAUUAAUUUUUCAAUUGAAGUAAGUGGUGUGCAACGUUUUCGAAGAAAGGGCGUUGAAUAUAUUCCUGGAUCCAGGGAUUCUGAACAAUUUCUUCGCAAAACGUUAAAGCUCUAAAGGACAACCGACACGACGAAAACAUGAAAUAUAAGCUUUUACUCUUAAAGAAAAAAAAAAUGAACAAACAAAAAAAAAAUAAUAAUACUAAGAUGUUUAUAUGAAAGGAUGUGCGUACUGUUCCAACUUCUAACCAAAUACAGGACUAUUUUUUCAUUCUAACAAUAGAAUGGAUCAUAAAUGUGACAAUGAUAAUAAUGAUGGCAAAGAAGAAAACAAGAUGUUUUGGUUUAAAUGGUGAAGUUGAGUACAUAUAUCGAGUAUUUGAUUGUGCUUGCGUGAUAGCAGCCUCACCGCAUUUCGUAUUGUGUGUAUUGAAACAGCAGAAGGAUACUUUUGUCUGUAGAAGUUUUGUGUCUGUGUGUUUGGGUCUGCUUUUGUGUAGGUUUUCGUUCGGGAGACUAAAGUAAAAUUUGCCUGGUCGCACCCUGAAAUUUCUUCGUGAUGUAAGUUCUGGGGCAGUCGGUCUCUGCAAAGUCGCUUAUUUUAAACAAAAAAUCUAAAAUGUGUCCUUCUGUAAUGUGAAAAAAUUAUUAAAUUCAGUGAGAAAAGAAUCCUUUAAUUAUUUGAAAAUAUAUUUAAAUGGAAAAAUUAAUAAAUUAUAACUAAUAUUUUAUAUAUAUAAAUCGUGUUAAGCUUCAGCACAAAACUGAAAAAAAAGUUAAUUAAUUGUAAAAAUUCAAAAAAUGAUGAUCGAUCUAAUGUGUGAUGCAAUUAAAGCAGGUGCAAAAGACAAAUGUAACUAAAUCAAAAAAUAAACCUUAAAUUAAACCAAAUUCAAUAUUCCAAAUUCAAAAAAUUUAAAAACAAAAUAGAGUGAUAUUAUGAUAAAAAAUGGAUUACAAAAACAAGACGAAGAUGGGGAAUUUUAAAAAUUCCAGGUACUACCUAUCCAACACAAAUACUAAAAUAAACUUAGAAACCUGCAGGCGGUGAGAUGAACUUGUGGGCAAACGUAAUUGGAUGACAAAGUGUUGUUGUACUGUAUAAGGGAUACAGUGAUACGUAGUUGGAGACAGAGUAACCAAAGAAGACGACGACGUACAAGCCAUACCAAAUCGAGAAGUGGAAACAGUUCAUCAGCACAAAAGGGCUUUUGAGGCAGAUCCCUUUUCCAGCCAAUUCUAUUCCAAACUUUAUUCAACUCGCUUUCAAACACAGAACACGCAAUAGGGAUACAAAUAAUAAUAAUAAAAUGAGUCAAUCGAUAAUAGAAAACUUUAGCAUAGCGCUGCCAAGAGCUCGACUAAUUACUCUAUGGGUAGCAUUUAACCUAGCUUUCAUACUGCAGGAACCUUCAAAAAAAUUGGCUUCAGUCGAUGCAGCAACUGGUGGGGGCAGUAUGUUGGGCGAUGUCAACAUAUCUGAGAUAUUGGAUUCGUUCAGUGUAAGCUACGACAAAAGAGUAAGACCAAACUAUGGAGGACCUCCGGUUGAAGUUGGAGUCACCAUGUAUGUGCUAUCGAUCAGCUCGCUGUCUGAAGUGAAAAUGGACUUCACAUUGGACUUUUACUUCCGCCAAUUUUGGACUGAUCCCCGAUUAGCGUAUAAAAAACGACCUGGGGUUGAAACAUUAUCAGUUGGAUCAGAAUUCAUCAAAAAUAUAUGGGUACCUGACACCUUUUUUGUAAAUGAAAAGCAGUCAUACUUUCACAUAGCAACAACCAGUAACGAAUUCAUUCGCGUACACCAUUCAGGAUCAAUUACAAGAAGUAUAAGAUUAACUAUUACUGCAUCAUGUCCAAUGAAUCUACAAUAUUUUCCUAUGGAUAGGCAGCUAUGUCACAUAGAAAUUGAGAGCUUUGGAUAUACCAUGCGAGACAUACGUUAUAAAUGGAAUGAAGGCCCUAACUCCGUCGGUGUCUCAAGUGAGGUAUCUCUUCCCCAAUUUAAGGUCUUGGGUCAUCGGCAGAGAGCUAUGGAGAUCAGUCUUACCACAGGAAACUAUUCGCGAUUGGCUUGUGAGAUUCAGUUUGUAAGAUCAAUGGGGUAUUACCUCAUUCAAAUUUAUAUACCAUCCGGAUUGAUCGUUAUUAUAUCGUGGGUAUCCUUUUGGCUCAAUCGAAAUGCAACACCUGCCCGUGUAGCGUUGGGUGUCACAACCGUGCUAACCAUGACAACGUUGAUGUCUUCAACCAAUGCGGCAUUACCGAAAAUUUCAUACGUAAAAUCUAUUGAUGUUUAUCUGGGAACAUGCUUCGUUAUGGUUUUUGCUAGUCUUCUGGAAUACGCUACCGUCGGUUACAUGGCAAAACGAAUUCAAAUGCGAAAACAAAGAUUUAUGGCGAUCCAAAAAAUAGCUGAGCAAAAAAAGCUACAAGUUGAAGGGGGACAACCAGCGCCCAAUCCAAAUCCAAGUGGGGAUCAUGGACAUGGGCAUGGCCAUGGUCACAGCCAUGGGCAUCCUCAUGCACCAAAACAAACAGUGAGUAACCGCCCAAUUGGCUUUUCCAAUAUCCAACAAAACGUUGGUACGCGCGGUUGCUCGAUAGUGGGACCCUUGUUCCAGGAGGUGAGAUUCAAGGUUCACGAUCCUAAGGCUCAUUCCAAAGGAGGAACUCUAGAGAAUACUGUCAACGGUGGACGUGGUGGUGCUAGUGCUGGUGGUGGAGGCGGUGGCGGUGGUGGUGGCGGAGGUACUGAAGGUGGGGGUGGAGGUGGAGAUGCCGAAGCUGGCAGUGCAGUCCCCUCUCACUUACUUCAUCCUGGAAAGGACAUCAAUAAACUCCUAGGAAUAACUCCCUCGGACAUAGACAAAUAUUCAAGAAUAGUCUUUCCUGUGUGUUUUGUUUGUUUUAACUUAAUGUACUGGAUAAUAUACUUGCACGUGAGUGAUGUCGUCGCUGAUGACUUAGUAUUACUGGGAGAAGAAUAAUAAAUUAAUUCGUUCGUUAAAACAAAAAAACACAAAGUUAUAAAGGAAAAUAUCGAUUUCGAAAAAAAAAAACAAAAAACACAAAUAUAUCCAUAAUAUUAAAGAAAAUACUGAAACACUACCAUCACAAUAAUACCCGCAAAUCAACACAAUAAACAACAAAAUAAUUUAGAAUAAUAUGUUCCCGAUGCUGAGCGCAUAAUUAUUCACCAGCCCAAAAUAAAAAAGAAAAAAAAUUGAACAAAAAAAAAAAAAAAACUAAAACAAUUGUUAUCACCAACUUCAACUCGAAAGAAACUAGGUUUAAAAUUAUAACUUAGUUUUAUAAAUAAAUGAUAUAAUUUAGUCUUAAAUAUUAUUGUACAAAAAUAAUUUUACAUACAUGUUUAUUAUAUAAAUCGUAUGGACAAUUUGCGAGUGAUAUAACCACUAAAACACGCUUCCUAAAUUAAAUAAAAAGGUAAAUGUUAAAAGCAAGAUCGUUACAGAACCCUUAAAUGAAAUUGUUCAGUCAUUAAAAAUAUUACAAACCAAACAAGAUAGUGAAUUCUCGCUAUGAAAUUAAAUUUUUAAAUAAAAAAAAAAAAUGCACAAUUAUAGUGCCCGCACCAACGAACAAAAUUCUAAAUUGGUUUACCAAUACUAUUUAUGAAGAAAAAGCAAGUGUUUAACAUUGUUUUAGACAGCGCAAAAUCGAUUCUCUAUUUUUAUUAGUAAAAAGAAAUAGUUUAAUAAAAAUUCGCGCUUCCAAUACUAUUUGCCAAAUUUAUUUACCUCUGAGAAGUCUCGAUCAAAAAAAAAAAAAAAAAACAAACAAACAAAAACAUGAAAUAAAUAAAAUACUGCAUUGCACAAUUUUGUUAAUAACAAAAAUGUAUCUUAGCACCUCAACUCUUUUUUUAAUUCUUAUUUUAUUUGCGUUGAAGUAAAUUUUAUAGCCCAAUUUCACAGCACUGUAAAAGUGGGCCAUAAAAUGAUAUUUGUCAGCCGUUAACGAUAAGAUACCAAACUAUCCGGAAAAUGUUUAUAAAAGCUGCCGAUUUUGUUUUUCUUUUUUUGAUCUGUUUAAGUAUGCAUUGCCAUCAAUAAAUUUACAUAUGACUAAGGUUUUAAACAUUACAUUCUCUUGUAAAGUAUAUUUGACUAGUACCUAUAUAUUUCAUUUUAUAAUAGGUAUAUGUAAAUACUCUGUGGUUCAGUUGCAUAGACACUACCUUUGUUGAUUUUCUUAGAAUGUGCUAAACAACUCUAUUCUUCAAAGAGUCUUGCAAAAAUUUGAAAUUAAUUUAUUUCUUUAGAACCUGAGCAUGGAACUAUGUAUAUUUUCUGCUCCAGUCCGACUGAGCCGAAGAGUGUUAUAAAAAAUCAGUAUGGAAUAUUUUUUGUGAUAAUUUAUGAGAUCAUGACGCCAAAAGCUUUAUUUCUUUACAGUUUGUGCAUUGAGUUUAAUUUUCUACUUUCAGUCCAAGAAGUACGAAAAAAUAGGCCUUCGGUUAAGGUAAAAACUACCUUCCAGUAACAUUGUUGGUAAAAUAAGUUCAUUUAACCGAAAAUGAUUACAUUGGGGAAGUAUUCUCUUCUUUUUCGUUCUAAAUUUACUAUUUCCAUGAUUGUUUUUUGCUGAUUUUUAAAAGAACACGUACAUUGUUUAUCUUGUGUGUGUGUGCAUAUACUCCCACCAAUCGUAAGGAAGAUAUAUCCGAAUUUUCAAUGUGUACACUGGGGCGUAUACGUACUUUUUUUCUUUUUACUGACAAUAACAACUUAUUGUUCCCUCUUUGAAAGCUGAAAAUUAAUGGAGGUAAUUCGAGAUUAAUAAACUAAUUUUCUUAAGAUUGUGAACCCUUUAAUCCUUAGACUAACCUUUCAAAUUAAAUUUCCUCUAAAUAUUUAUUCAAAGUUUUUUGCUUUGAAAUUCAAUUAACCAAUUCCUUAUAAAAUAAAAUCAUAUUUUACGAUUCCUUCUAACUAAUAUUUUUUGUUCGAUAUCAUGACAGUAGAAUAAAAACUCUUAGAAAUCAGUUUCAUCCAAGCGGUAUAUUUUUUCCAAUCGAAAAGACAAAUUUCUUCAAGGUUCCAUGUCAGGUUAGCACUCGAUUUCACAACGUUUAAUAUUAAACCUUCGUUCGAUAUUAGGUACUCGUCACACGACAACAAACUUUUGUGUCAUUGAUCCAUCUUACAAAUGAUUAUGUGAAAAAGAAUUAGAAGAGCGUCUAAUCAAGUGAACCGCACUGUACCUAAUUAGUUAAAAAAAAUUUUUUUUCAUUUGCACUGAAAACACACUUUUUAUAUUAACCUAGGUGUAGGUAUAAUUUUGUAUUUAAAAAUUAUUUUAUAAAAUCGGUGACAUGCUUUUACGUACACGAAUAAAGUCUUAUUGUUAGAGUAUUACCGCUAGAAAAAAUCAAACAAAAAAUGUUUUUAAUUCCUUUGGUAAUGCCGAAUUUUUUUAACUUAUAAAAACGCAUUUUAUUAUAUAUCUUUUUGUACCUAUUCAAUGUUCAAUUCCAAAAACAUAAAUAUAGUAUAUUUACUUAGGAAGCAUCGGGAAAUAAAUUACAGAAAAUAACUCAACACGCAAAUUAGAUAGCAUUUAAAUGAUUUACAAGUUAAAAUAAUAUAAAAAAAAAACAUAAAAAACAAAAAUAAUUUAGAAUCAAAAAAAAAAUAAAAAAUAUAAAAAAAAUAACAGUCAAAAUAUAAUACUUUCAGUAUUCUCUACAACAAAAAUCUUUUUGUAUUUUUUUAACCACACCUUUAACAAAAAAAAAAAAAAACAACCCCAAAAGAAAGAAACACUAUUUAAAUACUGGAGUAAAACACACAAUUUUGGAACUUUUAUUUUUUCACACACCACAUUAAACUACAAAAGUGCAAUUGCAAACUAUUUAAAUCGUUGCAGAAAAAUUGAUUUCAAAAAGGAGUUCAGCUGCGCGCAUCAUUUAACUCACAUCAUUUUAGAAAGUGUUUGUAGAUAUAGGAACAGUUUUUAUUUAAUUAUACAUCUUGCACCUUUUCUCUUAAUCUCAUUUAAUAUAUACACGUAACGUAUAGAUAUACAUAAAUUAAAGUAAUAAAGAUAAUAUUAAAUAUGCAUACAUAAAUAUAUAUUUAUAUAAAAGUGUGUAUAUAGGUACUUAUAGAUUGUACAAAUAGAUAUACUGAAAAAUUCUUACUAAAAUGUUAUAUAUUAAUAAUUUUGCAAAUAAAAACAAAAAUAGGGAAAAUAUUAUAGUAUAAUAUAAUAAAAAAAAAAUUAACAGUUGAAAUUCAAGAGGGAAAGAGGUAUUCAAAACGUAAUAAAUAUUUACAUAUUUAUUAUUGAGAUUAAAAAAUUUAAAAAAAAAAAGAUUAUAUGAUCAUGUAAACGGUUAUAUGUAAGCAUAUAAAAUGCAAAGUUGAUUAAUCUUUCGCGCACUCAAUUUAACAAAAAAAUAAAAAAAAAAAAAAAAACAAAACAAAACAAA